AUGCGCACAAGCUGGGCCCACUAUUGCGUUCCAAAAUUCAAUGGAUUUUGCUCUUUCUUGGUGAAUCCACUUUUCAUUUAUCUGAUUUUCGAUGAUACAAAGUUGAUGUUGGGCAACUAUCGUUGGCUGCUGCUGUUUUUUGCAAUAUUCAACAUGACUUGCUCGGUGGCCGACAUGCUUGUCCCGGUGUGCGUUCAUAAUUACCGGCAUGCCCAUGCAGUUUUCAUAUCUGGCGGACCGUUCGAAAAUUACUCAGAACUGAAUCAGUUGUUACUGGCAGUUAGAUGUGGAUUCAUAGGCACCACCUAUGGAAUACUCCACGCGCAUUUUGCAUAUCGAUUCUUGGUUUUAUUCAGAAACAAGCAGCUGAGUAAUUACUUCAUACCAUAUGGAUUGUUGAUUACAAUUUUUUACUGCCUUUUUCACUUGAGUUUCUGGACAAUUACAUGCUAUUUUUAUAUAGGAGCUGAUUUGGAGCGGAAAAUUUACAUGCAAGAUCCGAUAAUGGAUAUUUAUGAUGUAGAAUCUGCAAAGAUUAACAUGAUUGUAGCUCUUUACAAGGACGGAAGUGAAAUUGCGAUACGAAAAUCAAUAACUGGAAUAAUUGCAAACACAAUUUUAUCGGUGGCAUCUGUGCUGAUCUAUACGAUUAUUGGAUUUUUAAUCAUUCGUAAAUUACGAAGCAACACGCUUCUAAUGAGCAAGAAGACAAAAAGGCUGCAAGAUCAACUCAUGAGAGCCUUAAUUGUGCAGUCCGUAAUCCCGUCAUUUGUCAGUUUUGCUCCAACUAUGGCGUCCUGGUAUGAGCCAAUCAUUGGCUUUCAUCUAGGGAGAGCAGUUUACUACACUGCCUCAGUUCUAGUCUCUACAUUUCCAUUUUUUGACCCAACCGCCAUAAUUUUCUUUAUACCGUCGUUUCGAGCAAAAUGCAUAAACUUUGGAAAAAAUCUUAUUACGCUAGGAAAGGCUGGGAAGAAAUCGAAGGGAAACAAUACCGCUCAAGUGAUUUCAAGGAAUCGAUUACAGUUGUCUUAG
This is a messenger RNA of Caenorhabditis elegans, 1035 nucleotides long. RefSeq names its product Serpentine Receptor, class J (gene srj-25). The record is from RefSeq and is marked reviewed. The transcript has 7 exons. The coding region runs from base 1 to 1035 and encodes 344 amino acids. Lineage: Eukaryota; Metazoa; Nematoda; Chromadorea; Rhabditida; Rhabditidae.